AUGAAAGUUUACAGUUUAGCUUUGGUGGCGAUCAUCUCCACAACCGGCUGCCAAGCCUUUUCACCAGUGAGUCUGACUGGACAAUCAAAGGCAGCACGACAUGUGAUUUUCCGACCACGACAACCAUUGUUUGCCGAAGAGGCGCCUCAGGUUCCCAUUGUAAAAGUCAUGGAUCCACCACCACCACCACCUGUUGUAAAAAUCAUGGAUCCGCCAGCUCCUGCACCAGCUGCAGCAGUUGUGGUUCCACCUCCUGCACCAGCAAUGCCAGCUCCUGUCUCUACUAUCACACCACCACCAGCAACAACGGCUCAAGCAGUCGAGCUGGAAGAAUUGCGGACUGAGUUAAAGGAAGCCGAAAAGCAAAAUGAAGAAAUAAAGCAAGAGAUGAAAGCAAUGGAAAGCAAGGUCGAAAAGAUGGAAAGUCAAGUGGAAAAGAUUACUACCGAAGCCACCAAACCAGCACCAGCACCAACCACUCCUCCUCCACCACCCAAACCAACUCCGGAAGAAUUGCGCGCCAAGGCCGAAGACGAAGCCCGCAAGGAAAAGUUGCGCAAAGAGGCCGAGGUGGCUGCCAAAAAGGUGCAAGACGAAAAGGCACGAUUGCAAAAGGCCGAAGAUGAAAAGAAGGCGCUGGUCGACAAACUCAAUAGCGUCCGAAAAACGGAUGCUGUCAAGAAGGAUCUCAAACCAUCACUCCCCAGAACGAUUCCCUUUGAUCCCAAUGCCAGUACUAACAACAACAACAACAACAACAACAAUGUCAUGACAAUGAUGAAGCCACCGGCGCUCCCCAACUUUGAUCCAUCGUCCGUCACCAAGGAAAAGGCUACGAUUGCGGGAGGCAUUCUAGGUGCACUAGUCUUGGGACGAUUUGUAUUGUCGAGCCGGGAGGAAGUGAAAGAUGAGGCUGCAACCAAGAGACAAACAAAAUCCAUUCGAUCGACCAUUGCCAUCAAAGAUGCCUCUGGGAAACCAAAGAAGGAAAAGGCUUCGACCCGGAUUGCAAAAGCAGCUGCCAAAGUGGCAAACAAGCAACUAGAAAAGAAGGGAGAAUCAGCACCAACGAAAAGUGCCUCUGCACCAGCACCAGCUCCUGCUAGUACUACUGGCAGUACGACUAGUACACCAGCACCAGUACCAGUACCAGUACCAGUACCAGUACCAGCACCACCUACGGCUAGUAGCACUACUCCAUCAUCAGGUUCGGCGCAAAAAUCAGUGUCCAACAAUGGGGGAUCCUACCUGGACUCUCUUGGUGGCAGUAAAAGUAGUUCAUCGGCUGUCAAGAGUUCUUACUCUCCCUUUGGAAGCAAGCCAAAGGCUGCUGUGACGUCCAACAAUUUUAUGUAUACACCACCCGGUGUCAAUCCAACGACUCCUUCCACACCUGCGAAGGAAAACAAGCAUCAGGAGACACCACCCAUGGCCGCUUCGUCAUAUGCUCCAUUUGGAGCCAAUGAUGCGCCACCAAAGAAUGCUUCUCCUUUUGAUUCUUCUUCCAGCAAUGGAGUGUCUUCUCCUCCGCCAUACUCUCCUCCUCCUCCAGCUCAAAACGAAACACCUGCGGCUCCAAGCCAACAACAACAACAACAGCAGCAGCAAUCUCCUUUGCCACCUCCCAAGGGCAAUACUGCUGGAAAGACAUCAUAUCUACCCUACGGAAAGAAACCGCAAGGGAAGCCAUGGUGGAAUAGUCCCAAAUAA
This is a messenger RNA of Cylindrotheca closterium, 1710 nucleotides long. The record is from the annotation of a GenBank genome assembly. Lineage: Eukaryota; Bacillariophyta; Bacillariophyceae; Bacillariales; Bacillariaceae.